This is a messenger RNA of Adineta ricciae, 603 nucleotides long. NCBI's taxonomy places the organism in Eukaryota, Metazoa, Rotifera, Eurotatoria, Adinetida, Adinetidae. The record is from the annotation of a GenBank genome assembly.
AUGCAGAUCUCCACAAGGAAAAAUAGUUGUGGAGAUUUACAAAGUCGAUUAAAAGUUCGGAAAGUCUUGGGUGUAGGCGACACAGCAGGAUCCAAAAUUAGUCAAAUACUCGGCCAUUCAGACCAUUUGAUUUUUCAAUUACCGCCUAAACUCGCAACCUGGCUUCUAUUAACAACCACAUUAUUUAGUUGUUUCACUCUCAUGGGCUUUCUCUGGCCAUCAUGUUUACGUCUUAUAUUACCGGGUAGAUUUGAAUCAACAUUACAUCUCGGUACAUCUUAUGCAUUUUUGGCAACUAUGCUUGGUUUAACGCUUCGAUCGGGUGACAAGACUUCUCUGCGACUUGUUCUCUUCUCCCUUGCGCUGUUCCAUGCUCUAUCCUUUUCUAUCUCUAUAUGGUUCCUGAAGACAAGCGAUACGAGAAUGAAAUCAAUGGCAUCAAUUAUUCUUCAUUUGGGUUGUCUAUUAAUAAAUGCACAUUUCUAUCGAUCAAUAAUUCGAUCUGUUUCAUCGACUCGAUCGCAGAGUAAACUAACAACAUAUUUUCAUUCACUCUUAGCGUUUCCAUCGACAACGGACAAUAAUGGACAUGAUUCUUCUUGA